Messenger RNA from Leopardus geoffroyi (Geoffroy's cat), 949 nucleotides. It is a transcript of the gene MRPL32, whose product is annotated as mitochondrial ribosomal protein L32. Gene Ontology annotation, cellular component: mitochondrial large ribosomal subunit. The record is from RefSeq and is a predicted model, not a curated record. Gene Ontology annotation, molecular function: structural constituent of ribosome. Lineage: Eukaryota; Metazoa; Chordata; Mammalia; Carnivora; Felidae. The transcript has 3 exons. The coding region runs from base 77 to 643 and encodes 188 amino acids. Gene Ontology annotation, biological process: translation.
ACUCUGCAUCUGUGCGCAUGCUCGAGAUGGAGCCGGGAGCCAAUAGCCAGGUGGGAGUGGUCUUCAGGCGAGGAAGAUGGCGUCGGCCAUGCUGGUCCUGGUGGUUGCUCCGUGGCCGGCAGCCCGGGGACUCCUCCAGAACUGUUGGGAACGACUGCAACGGAAACUUUGGCAGAGCUGGCGAGGCUUUCCCAGUUCCCCGUGGGGACCAGCGUUAGCGGUCCAAGGUCCAGCAGUAUUUACAGAACCAACAAAUGAUACUAAUGGAAGUAAGGAGAUCUCCAGCCUUUUGGAUAGUAUUUUUUGGAUGGCAGCUCCUAAAAACAGACGCAGCAUUGAAGUUAACCGCUGUAGGAGAAGAAACCCUCAGAAGCUUAUUAAAGUUAAGAACAAUAUUGACGUGUGUCCUGAAUGUGGUCACCUGAAACUGAAGCACGUCCUUUGUGGCUAUUGCUAUGAGAAGGUGUGCAAGGAGACGGCAGAAAUCAGAAGACAGAUAGGGAAACAAGAAGGGGGACCGUUCAAGGCUCCUCCCGUGGAGACUGUGGUGCUGUACACAGGAGAGGCACCAUCUGAACAAGAUCAGGGUAAGAGAAUCAUUGAACGAGACAGGAAGCGACCGUCCUGGUUCACCCAGCAUUAAGACCAAAGGUAUUCGAGGAGGAUAACUUCAUAUAAGACACUUGUCCUGGAAGACAGGAAGAUGCUUUGUUUUCAUGUUGAUUUUAUGCUUGUUUUAAAAUCACCAGUAUAGUUUAAAACAUUCUCUCAAAGCAGUUACUUUUAUGUGGGUUAAUUUGAAGAAUAUACCAGGAGUAAACUCUGAAAAUGCUUGUUUAUGCAGAGGCACAAUGGAUUAAUAUGUGCGUUUCUGUUACACUGUAAGGUUUUCAGUAAACCUAACAUUUCCAGUGCAGAAAAAUAAACAAUGUAAAAUUCUUAGCAAAGA